Molecule: messenger RNA, 2123 nt
Organism: Plodia interpunctella (Indianmeal moth)
Lineage: Eukaryota; Metazoa; Arthropoda; Insecta; Lepidoptera; Pyralidae
Exons: 1
Coding region: 164-1660 (498 amino acids)
Biological process (GO): proteolysis
Molecular function (GO): serine-type carboxypeptidase activity
Source: RefSeq, a predicted model, not a curated record
UUUGUCAAGUCAAGCGUGCGUGUAAACCAUAAACAAGGUGUAAACAAACUUAAUUUUGACCUAGGUACGAAAAAUGUUGAGCGUGAGGAAAUAAUCGGAUUCGGUUGUUCAUAAUAACAUUGCUAUAAAUAACUUUCAGUUGAUAACAAGUUGACCAGCUUAUAUGUUAGUGAAUGAUCGCAAAAUUCUCAGUUUUAAUUCAGUAGUAGCGACAAUGGGCCGUUUAAUCUGGUGUAUCUUGUCGGUACAAAUAUUUAAUUUAACGUUUUCCCAUUGCUUCCUGCACAAAUAUCCCAAGAUAUCGGACACAUUCAACGAUGGCGGCGAUGCAGGCGAUGCUUUGUUUCUUACGCCCUAUAUAGAAAGCGGGAACGUGACUGAAGGCCGUCGUCUUGCUCGUGUCCCCUUCACGGAGAGUCUCCGAAUCAAGAGUUACGCGGGCUACUUCACUGUCAACAAGACGUACAAUUCCAACCAAUUCUUCUGGUACUUUCCCGCGAUGAUUCCGAACAACAAGUUAGCUCCCGUGGUGCUGUGGCUACAAGGAGGUCCGGGCGCCACUUCUUUGUACGGGCUUUUUACCGAAAACGGACCGUUGAGAGUGCGCAACAAGAAGUUGGAGAGGCGCAAGUAUAACUGGGCGCUAAAUCACCACCUCAUCUACAUCGACAACCCUGUGGGGACCGGGUUCAGCUUCACAGACGACCCUCGAGGUUACUGCAGAGAUCAAGUCCAGGUCGGCGAAGAACUAUACUCAAGUGUAGUGCAGUUCCUCCAGCUGUUCCCGGAGUUGCAGCAAAAUAAGUUCUUUGUGACCGGAGAGUCUUAUGCCGGAAAGUAUGUACCUGCCUUAGCUUACACCAUCCAUAAGAAAAAUCCUGGUGCUAAAUUAAAAGUUAAUUUGAAAGGCUUAAGCAUAGGCAAUGGGCUGAGUGACCCGGAACAUCAGAUGGUGUACGGAAAGUAUCUGCAACAGAUUGGACUAAUUGAUUUUAACCAGCAGAAGGUUUUCGAAGAAUACCAGGAUAAAACAAUUAACUACAUUAAACAGCAGAAAUGGGACGAUGCAUUCAAUACAUUUGAUGCUCUGUUGAAUGGAGAUCUUAUAGAUGGUAAGAGCAUCUUCUACAAUAUGACUGGAUUUAAGUUGUAUUUCAACUAUUUGCAUACUAAAGAUUACACAGGGUAUGAAGACUUUGGCACAUUUAUACAGCAAAGUGCCACACGCAAGCAAAUUCAUGUUGGAAACUUACCUUUUAAUGAUGGAGUAAAUGUUGAGAAGCAUUUGAAACAAGAUGUGAUGAAAUCAGUAGCCCCAUGGAUUUCGGAACUCCUAGAUCAUUAUUACGUUGUAAUUUACAAUGGCCAGUUGGAUAUUAUUGUUGCGUAUCCCUUGACAGUAAAUUAUUUAAGGAAUUUGAAUUUCACUGGUGCCGAAGAGUACAAGACUGCGAAGAGAUACAUUUGGGAGGUGGAUGGUGAGAUAGCUGGGUAUGUGAAGCAAGCGGGGAAGCUAGUGGAGAUUAUGGUGAGGAAUGCAGGCCACAUGGUGCCCGGAGACCAGCCCAAGUGGGCCUUGGAUAUAAUUACUAGAUUUACUCAUGAAAAAACCUUCACUGGCCAUCACAAAUAUAGGAAACAUGCUUUAAGGGAUUUGUAAAAUGUGGAUUCAUUAAUUCCAUUUUUAUUGAUUUCAUUAAAUUUGUUUUGUGUUUGAAUCCUUAAAAACUGUUAUGUUACUUUCCAUGCUCUCCAUAGGUAUAAGAUAUGUCACAAGAGAUUUCAUAGUUUAACUAUAAACAGUGAUUUUAUUUGAUUUAAAUGUGUCAAACUAAAGUGAGAAUUUAGGUAUAAAAAAUAAGUGAAACUUAAGUAAUUUGUAGAUUUUACAUUGCUCGAAAUAAUUAGAAUAAGUUAUUGGUUAUACUAUUCUUAUGAUCAGUGUGGUUAAGAAACUAUCAUACAAUUUAAAUUCAAUAAAUAGACCAUUGUAACAAUUCUAAGAAUCUUAUGUUACAUUGAAUGUAUGAUUAUAAACAAGAACUGUGUAGUUAAGCCUUUGUUUAUGCAAUAAUAUUUGUUGCUAAGCAAGGUGUUGUAAUCAAAUAAAUACAUAUUUUAUA